GCCUCGGAAACUGAAUCGUGCGUGCGUGCCGCGGGGGGAUGGUUUCCCGCGCCGCCCCUCCGUGCCGGCAGCUGGCCGCGUCACCCCAGCCAGGCUCGCAAGCACACUCACACGUGCAUUCAUUCAUCCGCCGUCGGUGUCGGUAGGUCCGCGUUGAGCGGGUGGCGUGCAUGAAACGUGCACUCUCGGCUCGCCGCUCAAAAGGAAACGGUGGCGGCUUGCGCGCUCUUCUCAACAGCACGUCUCUAUGGCCGCUUGUGUGCUAUCCAGGCGGUGACUCCUCGCUAUCUGCUCUUCCUCCUCACCUGCCCAAGUGCUAAUCUACAGAGAUAAAAACAGACCAUGAAAGAUUCGAAGAGGACGAUUUUUGCCAGGAAUGAACUGCUGCACCCGGCGCAUAUGGAGACAGAAUGCUUCCGACCGCCUCUGAUGGAACCGGUGCCUGUCGUGCACCUGAGUCAGCAGCAGCAGCAGUACGCCACUAGAGACGUUUUCCGAUUCUCGUCGCGGCCCGUGUGCGAACCCUUCAUAGAUCGGCAGGGUAGCGUGUUCAGUCUGACGGCCAGCGUUCCUCACUUUCCCGUGAAUGGGCCCCUCGACGAGCACAAAACCAACGUCCGAACAGCGCCUUCGGUGGCCAUCAAGGUGUCCCGCAUCACCAAGAAGUCAGCCAGUCUGCUUUACGGACCUUCCACCUGGAUCCUGAGCAAGCAGCCGGCUUGGAGGCGUUUCCUUGCUGCCUUCCUGUUCGUCGCCUUUGUCGCCGCGCUCGGCGCUCUCAUCCUCAUCACGGUCUCCAAAGUGUCCAGCCCUCCAAUUGAAGUGGGUAACAAGGUGCAAAUUGAACCAGUAGUCACCUACAAUGAUUCAAAUGACGACAUGGUUGAUAUAAUCAGCGGUGAAAUCCAUUUUCCUCGUGUGGACUUCAACCCGGCACUGAACGACACGGAGUCAGAUGCGUUCAAACGGCUGUCUCUCCAAAUCAAAGAAAAGUUGGACGACCUUUUUAACGCAAGUGACCUCGCACCUAGUUACAACGGAUCCACUGUAUAUGCUUUCCGACCAGCGUCUGUUGAGGGAACGGAGGUUUUGUGCCACUUGAGGCUGCUCGUCUUGGAGGAGCCGAAGAAUUUUAUGGAGGAGCCGGCUAACCGCGCAGGACUGGCCUUCCUGCGGGGUAUGCGCCACCACGAAGGCCAUAUGUGGCUCGACAAGUGGAUUGUCGACGAACACUCGAUCGGCUUCUCGGGCCACGCAGUCAGGGGCACUUUCCGGCGGCACCAGCAGCUGCAGCACCCUGAUGACAACACUCCCGGCUGGACCAGCUGGGCGCCAUGGAGCGCGUGCGGAGCCAGAGGCGUGCAGUCCAGGCUGCGCAAGUGUGCUCUCAGGAACGGCACUGGAGUGGUUUUGAAGAGCACAGAGCAGUGUCUGCAGCGCGGAGGUGGCGACCUGCUGAUCAAGGACUGCAAACAGAACAAGUCUGAGGUGGUGGUGACCGUGCGGCGUCCCUCACAAACCGACACACAUCAACCGAUGACAGAUGUGCGCCUCUGCGACGACUGCCGCGAGGGCGAGGUGUGCGUGGCGCUGGUUGGCGAUCCGGUCCCCUCUUGUCGGCCCAUAACCGACGCCGCUGACCCCACUGGCUGCGGUGGCCUCUGCAAGAUCAAUACUGAGUUCUGUAGACAGCUCGACAUGGACGCAUUCAGGUGCAUCGACGAUUCGCACUGUCUAGAGUCAGAGUGGCGUUGCGCCAAUAAUAUGUGCAUACCCAAGAGUAGCAGGUGCGACGGACACAUGAAUUGCUAUGACCACUCGGAUGAGUCAGAUUGCGAGUGCGAGCCUUCGACGCACUUCCACUGCGGCAACCAGACGCAAUGUCUGCCGGUGUCGAAGCGGUGCGACGGUGUGGUCGACUGCUGGGACGCGGCGGACGAGGCCAACUGCACGGCCGCCUGCGCCAGUCCGGCGCACUUCCCUUGCUCGGACGGCGGUUGCGUGCCGCUGGGACGCUUCUGCGAUGGUCUGGCCGACUGCGCCGACCGGAGUGACGAGCCCGUCGGCUGCGGCGGCGGCUGCAAGAGCACCGAAUUUCGCUGCCGCAACGGUCGCUGCGUGCGGCGCCUUGCCGUGUGCGACGCCUUCGACACGUGUGGCGACGCUUCCGACGAGGGGCCCGGCUGCACUGACCCAGCCGCCGACCCGAACAUGUUCGCCUGGGCCACCGCGGCCAAGGUGGACAGGGCCAAAAUGACAAGCUGUCCGCGCGGACAGUUCCGCUGUGCCAGUGGAGAAUGUGUGUCAGAGACGUUGCGUUGUGACGGCACUGUUGACUGCGGCGACAAAUCUGAUGAGACACACUGUCUACGUUUCAAAACAAUACCUAACCGAAACACGACAGCAUAAACUGCAUUUAUAGGCUCUUGAAUGAAAAGCUUUAAUUUUGUUAUUUUUUAAGAGAAGAUCCGAUGCGUGAGAAAAUGUAUCAUUGACUGUUUGUAAAAAAAAAACACAAGCAUUUAAUUUUUGUAAGUAUAUGUAUUGUAGCAAUAGCAACAAUAAAGAUAAAAAAUAUUUAAAACUAUA
Messenger RNA from Cloeon dipterum, 2589 nucleotides. RefSeq lists its product as uncharacterized. Lineage: Eukaryota; Metazoa; Arthropoda; Insecta; Ephemeroptera; Baetidae. Gene Ontology annotation, cellular component: plasma membrane. The record is from RefSeq and is a predicted model, not a curated record. Gene Ontology annotation, molecular function: protein binding. The coding region runs from base 343 to 2409 and encodes 688 amino acids. The transcript has 10 exons.